CUCCCCUCGGAUCCUGCUCUAUCUGGUGCGCUAUCAGGCUCAGCAGCUGUCGUGGUCACACUAGCGGGUAUAUGGGGAUACCGGCGGUAUGGGCGCAGAAUACGCAAUGCGGACUAUGUGACGAGUAAGAUGUUGGAGCGGAAGACGUGGGUGAGGGGGGUGGUGACUUCUGUAGGCGAUGGAGACAACUUCCGGCUGUUCCAUACCCCACUCUUCUAUCGCUAUCCCUUCAAGUUCCGUUCCAUACCUGGCACACCGAAAGAACUGAAGAAUGAAACCCUUCAUAUCCGGAUCUCAGGCGUCGACGCGCCCGAAGCAGCCCACUUUGGGAAUCCUGCCCAGGCUCAUUCGGCUGAAUCGCUUGAGUGGCUGAGAAAGACGAUUCUGGGGCGAACGAUGAAGGUCCAGCUGUUACGGAAAGACCAGUAUCAGCGGAUAGUGGGCGUCCCGUACAUAUCCCGCCUUAUACUUCGAGAUCAGCCUCUCCCUAUGAUGAUGCUGAAAGAAGGCAUGGCUGUGGUGUACACGAGCGGAGGAGGGGAGUAUGGGCCAUGGGGUCUGGACGGGAUGCAAGCUGUCGAAGCUGAGGCCAAGAAAGCAAAGAGGGGUCUUUGGGGUCUCAAGACAUUCGAGCAUCCCGCGGAUUACAAGAAGCGGGUCAAGGCGGGAGAGGAGGCGGUAGCAGAGGUA
This is a messenger RNA of Dioszegia hungarica, 690 nucleotides long. RefSeq lists its product as uncharacterized. Gene Ontology annotation, cellular component: cytoplasm; mitochondrion. The record is from RefSeq and is a predicted model, not a curated record. The annotation marks the transcript as partial. NCBI's taxonomy places the organism in Eukaryota, Fungi, Basidiomycota, Tremellomycetes, Tremellales, Bulleribasidiaceae. The transcript has 6 exons.